UUGGUUGAUUCAAACGAUGAUGGAACAGUCGCCCAGGAACUGGAACUGGAGCAAAUGAGGAGUACAUUGGAUGAGGCAAUUUUGGAAACGCGCAGUACGCCUCUCGAAAAUCAACCGCGACUUCCCCGCAUAGCCCUCAGCAAGCGGAAUCGGGCUAUCGUGAGGGCUCUGAACCCAAUGCUGGUGACCUAUUUGGAAGCCAGCCGGGACCUUUGCGAGACGGACUCAAUUCUCUUAGGCGCUGCACUGGCAGUCUGCCGUAUUAUAGGCGCCAAACUUUCCACGGCUGGACGCAUUACUGGACAAAGUAGUGCUAUCCCAGCCUUGAGAACAAGAAUUGAAGAACGUAUCGCAAAGGCUAGGGCCCUCAUCGGCAGACUGAUAUGCUUCAGGUCAGGCAAUACCAAGCCAAGGAUUGUGCGCACCGUCAGGAUGGCGUUUGCUGGAUAUAAUGCAAAAACUGACGGAGCGCAUAGACGACCUGAAGCCGAGAAUCGCUGCUUGGGGAAAGCGGAUUCGGCGAUAUACCGAGAGGUCGACACGGUUCAACUAGAAUCGUCUCUUCCAGAGUGA
Molecule: messenger RNA, 573 nt
Organism: Parnassius apollo (apollo)
Lineage: Eukaryota; Metazoa; Arthropoda; Insecta; Lepidoptera; Papilionidae
Source: the annotation of a GenBank genome assembly